CCUAAAAAAACUUUUAGAAAAUUUUCUCUCGCCAGCGAUUUUUGUGUGAUUAAAAAAAAUUUUUUGUCCAUUGAAAAAAAUUUUUUAUUAUUAAAUAAUUUUUCUCAAACCACGGAUCCUUUGUCUGCGGGACGAAAUUUCGAAACCGUGAAGUGUCCAUGUGUUUGUAUGAUCGAGUUUUAAAAAGUACGGACAAAUGUCACGAAGAACAAAGCUAGUGCAGGUGCUUUGUACGCGGAAUAAUAAUUGAAAUGAUAAAGCCAAGUUUUUUAUUUUAUCGUUUUAUCAAUAUACGAUUUUAGUGAUACGAUAGACUCUUAAUGGAUUUAUAUUCUACUUUGUGAUAUUCUACAUCACCUGGGAUUUUUUUGAACACGUAACUGACAUCAAGAUCGAUAAUAAUGCUAAUGCUAAUUUAUCUCCAAUGUUAGACUAUUUAUUUUUUUUUUCUCUUAAACCAAUUUUAGAUGCUGAUUUAUAAACGAGUCAAAAUGACAGCCGUAAAAUUACAAUCUUCACGGUCGGAUGACACUGAAUUAAACUGGCACAGAUCGACGACGUCAAAUAAUUCAGUAAUAAGGGACAGAAUUAACUAACUGGGAAAUUAAUCAAACGUGCCGACUAUUAGAUUUGUGUAAUUAUUUAACGAAUUGAAAUGGAAUGAAAUAACUCGAUUAAUUGAUAAAAUGACAUUAUAAACAAUGUAAAUAGUAUAAUAAUAAAAUAAUUUAAAAAUCAAAACAAAUUUAAAUACCGAUAAUGUGAUUUACAAAAAUAAAAUGACGUACAAGGGAGUUUUGUUGUGAUUUCCCGAGGAAAUCGGCCAACCGUUCACGCGAUUCAGCCGUUUAACUUGAAACGCGCUAUUGGUAUUCUUGAGGCUAUACACUGUGAAAGCCAGAGAAGUCUAAGUAAGGAGGAAUAACAAAAAAGUAUAUAAGAAGGAUAAGAGGCAAAGAAAGAAAAGUAAAAAUAAAAUAAAAAAUAAUAAUAAAAGAAAAAAAAUUUAGCAAAGUAAAAACGAAUAUAGAUUUAUACUAGCUAAGAAAGAGUAAAGAAAUUGCCGAGGAGGAGAUAUAUACCAUUACAGGAGUAAAGGAGCGCAGUAAAAGCCGCCACGGGGGCGAAUAGAAGGAAAAGCCGCGAAAAACAUGACGCCACGAAAGUACGUAACUUAUGGCCUCGCAUAAAUAACACCGCUGAGCUGGUAUAACCAACCAGGGAUCGAUGCCGCUUUAGAUUUUUGUUCACUCUGGUGAGCCCCGUUUAUCCGAACAACAGCCAAAGAACGAAAAAGCUGAAGAAUAUUACAGGGAAAGCGAACCGAGCCCGGCCGGCAUCAUCUCAAAUCAGGCAAGACUAUAAGAUACCAGCCAGACUAGUCCGGAGCAGACUACUUUUCUCUAUACACGCGGCAAGAAAAGAAAAGGAAAGGAAAUAAGAGAUAAUAAAAGAGCUUCUUGCUGGUUAUAUGGCAAAAAAAAACCGAAAGUUUUUAAAAAAAUAAGAGAAAAAUUAUAAGAAAUAUCAGUAUCUCUUUCUGGAUCUGUAUGAAGAAUAAAUAAGAAAAAGAAAAUACGGGAAAGAAACGAACCGAGACACCGGAGGGAAAAGCCUAAACUUUGUCGACAUGGAACUGUUGAUGUUGCUGGCUGCAGCAGCCAUCUUCUUGGGCUACUGCCAGACAGAUGAAAAAGUAUCAUUUUAUGGUUCGAGUUACAUCCACUUUCCGGUACAAGAAGCCAAAGGCAGUACCAACAUAAGUUUUCGUUUCCGAACACAUCUAUCCGAUGCAAUCCUAUUAUUGGCAGCUGGAAAAACGGACUACUGUUUGAUCAAGCUCGAAGCUGCAAGACUCAAGGUACAUAUUAAUUUGGGGGCUGGUGAGAGCGAAAUUGCCAGUCCGCGUGGAUUAACACUGAACGACCUCAGUUGGCACGAAAUCCAUUUAGUGCGCCAGGAGGCCAAUAUGACCUUACAAAUAGAUGGUAUUCAUAUCACGAGAACAUUAUUGCCUGGAAAAUUUUUUGUUUUAAAUAUAGUCUACGGUGUUUUUAUUGGAGGACAAGGAGAAUUUCACGAGCUGUUUCUCGGUCAUACGGAAUAUAUGCGCGGAUGUAUGGCGGAUAUUAUUUACAAUGGAGCAAACGUAAUAGAAUAUACAAAGUCACGACAAGGAAAAUCUGAAGCUAGUGCAGUAACGUGGGGCUGCUCAAAGGUAUUUGACGCAACAAAAAAAACAGAAAUAAGCUUCCUCGAAGAAGGUGCAUUCCUAUCGAUUUCACGGCCGAUAUCCCGCACAGGCUCUAGAUGGGAAUUCGAGUUGAAAACGACCUCCGAGAUGGGACUACUGCUGUAUAACGCAGGCCAGGCAUCUCACGCUGAUUAUUUGGGGAUUGAAUUGCAUGAAGGCAAAGUGCGACUGUUAAUGAACAAAGGGAACGGCGCGACCGAGCUGAUUCACUCUCUGACUGUGAAAGAUGGAAAAUGGCAUAAAGUAAUAAUAGAUUUUAGUCCAACAAUUAUUGGUAUCAGUAUCGACGAGAAGCCUGCAGAGCGGCUGAAUUUACCAUCCGGUGGAAAUCGAUACCUGGACUUGGCCGAAACAUUGUAUAUCGGUGGGACUGAGCUCAAUAAACGGGCACGGGCCAUUGCCCGCGGCAUUAAAUCCGGCGAUCGGAGUUACAAGGGCUGUCUCAGAAACAUGCUCCUGGAUUCCUCGGAGAUCGGUUUGCCUGACGUCAAAAUAAGUCAGGGGAUUGUCGCUGGGUGCAUAUGGUCUUAUCCCUGUUUCGAAAAGCGCCCGUGCAUACCAUCAGCAACCUGUUCACAAGUCGGAGUCAACUCGUUUGAGUGUACCUGUGAUCAACCUCAUUGCGUCACGUCUAAUUACGCCGAGAGCACUACGGAAAAUGGGAGUUUAGCUCUAGAUCUGGAGAUCCUAGCGGUGAAGAGCAUUGUGGUAGCAGAAGGUGAACAUGCAUUUGUUACCAGAGACACUAUUGCAAUGGUACUGGACAUUGCCAAGUACGGCGUAAAUGAGGACGGGAUAAUUUUCAGUCUAGCCAUACCACCAGAACACGGUAGGCUGACCCAAGAUUCAACCGCAGUGUCCGUACGUUCCUUCACAUUACACGACGUUUACCGAAACAAGAUCCAGUACGUACAUGACGGUAACGAAAGCCCGGAGGAUUCCAUGAUAUUGGAGUUGAAGCUGACGGCGGGAAUUGGCUUUACGGUUCCUGGAUAUCUACAGAGCCGUCUGAGGUUCCCCCUUAAUGUCAAUGUAACACCGGUGAACGACCCGCCGGUUCUUGAAAUACCGACCACCAAGGUCCUCAGACUUGCUCAAGGAACGCGAAAAACGCUGAACAAAGAGUUGGUAUGGACAGUUGAUCCGGAUACGCCGGCAAAUAUGUUGGUUUACACAGUGUUACGUACUGACAUUGAUGCUGGUCACGUUGAAAAAGUCAAUCAAUCAUCGGUCGGUCCCAUCGAGACUUUCACUCAGAGUGAGUUAGCUCACGGGCUCAUCUCCUAUGUUCAUCAUGGAAACACCAAAUCAAACGCCAUGCUGGGUCUACGAGUAACAGACGGGCAAAAGAUGAGUAAACAGUCUUUUCUAAGAAUAUCUGCGUACCCACUACAGAUAAAAUUAACACACAACACCGGACUGGUAGUAGUCCAUCAGUCAUUUUCAUAUUUAACACCAGGGAACUUAUCUUUCGCUACUAACUCAGACGACAAGACCGUUGAAAUUUUAUACAGCAUAAUAGUAUCACCGCAGUACGGAGUGGUACAAAAAUUAAUACCACAAGCCAAUUAUUGGACAAACGUUGAAAAUUUCACCAACAAAGACAUUGAAGCUCAUAUCAUAAGAUAUCUGCACAACGCGGCAAGUCCGGCUCAAGACGUAUUUAAAUUUCAAGCGAGUGUUCGUGACGUUAAAACACACCAAACUUUCGACUUUAAAAUAACGUUUAUUGAUAUGGAGUUGAAAGAAAUUAAGCAAACUCCCGUUGAAUUCACAGCCAAUGCCAAUGCCAAAGAAAUAAGAAUAAGUAAUGAGAAUUUAAAGUAUCAAACAAAUCCGUUGAUGACUCCAACGUCGAAUAUAGAGUUUACAAUACUUAAGCCAACAAACUUCGGUAAUAUUAUUGUCAGUGAUGAUAAUAAUAACGAUAAUGAUGAUCGUUAUUUGGUUAAAGGCGAUAAAUUUACUCAAGAAGACAUUGAUAUGGGUAAAUUAACGUAUCGAUUAUUCAAGAGAGGAUAUUCGUCUAUUGACGAUGAAAUUUUAUUCCAAGUGAGUGCACCACAAUGUCAACCCUUGAGUUCAAGUCUCUCAAUUAAAUAUUCGAUUGGCGCAAGCUCAAAGCCAUCCUUGUCCUUCUCUUCAUCGUCAGCGUUACCAUUUCACCCGCUCACAACGACAGCAACUAAGGAGAGGUUAAAUGUAAAAGAAGGAUCACAAGUAGCUUUGAGUAUCACUCGAAUAAAUCUGAAAGAUUAUAAAGUGAAUGGACUGCUUUACAAUAUAUCCCAACUACCACAGCACGGAUCAUUGUCGAUACAAUGUAUUUCAAAUCAAACAGCCAGAUCAAACAUAAUAUCCUUUACUUCAGAAGAACUGGCAAGUCAAUCAGUUUUUUAUGUUCACGACGAUAGUGAAACUACAAAAGAUUCAUUUCAAUAUUUCGCAGUGUCUACCGACGACACAGAUUUCAUGUACGUCGGUACAUUUAACAUCGAUAUUACUCUGAUAAAUGACAAUCCACCAGAAUUGUCAGCAACUAGAGUCUUUGACGUUGUCAUUAACGGAGAACGUGUGAUAACAAGUAAGGAUCUGAUGUACAUCGAUCGGGACGAGGGAACACGUCCCGAAGACUUGAUUUAUAUAAUUCGUAAUGUCACCAACGGAGAAAUUUAUUCACCAGGUGAUCAUUCUUCAAACACCGCUCAACGUCUGCAAGAGUUUACUCAGCAGGAUAUAAAUUACCGGCGUGUUUUAUUCAAACACCACGGCGAUGAUAAAGGAUAUUUAGAUUAUUACGUUAGCGAUGGUAAUUUACGUACGCUAGGAAGCUUAAGAAUUCAAGCAAGUGCGCCUUACGUAAGGUUCGUUGAAACUAAUGCAUCGAUCGUUCAGUAUAACAGCUCUCUGGUGUUAACGACAAAGGACUUUGAUAUUGCCACUAAUGUCGACAUCAGUGAUAAAGACGUAAUGUUUACUAUAUCAAGCCGAUCAAAGCACGGCGUUAUACUGAAAAAUAAUCUCGAAACAAGUUCAUUCACUCGGGAAGAACUUGCGCAAAAAAUGGUGUCCUACCGUCAUUUGGGUGGCUCGAUGACCAAAGACGAAUUCCGGGUUAAUGUUACCCUAAACGGGGAAGGAAGUGUCUCAGCUGAAACUAGAGUUAUAAUAAAAGUUUAUCCAAAAGGGUACUGGGAGCCGCUUAUUGUCCAUAAUAAUCGUGUUAUUUUGGUGGAAGAGGCCACCAGUGUUUUGAUUGGCCGUAAAAAUUUGGAAAUAGGCCACCCGAAAAUUCCCUCGGCGGAAAUAACUUAUUUGAUACGUGAGUGGCCGAGAAAUGGGUAUUUAGAAAUCCAAACACCGAGCGAAGGGCAUACCAGCAGCAGUGGUAGUAGUGAAGAGGCUAAAGAUGACUACGAGGCAAAUCUCGUGAGGCACUUUGAUCAGAGUGUAAUUAACGAGGGUCGUGUUUACUACGUUCAGUCGGUUGCCAAUCAAACUGAGGAUAGUUUCGUUGUGGAUGUUACCAAUGGAAUUACCUGGAUGCGGGGUCUCGUUAUUGAUUUUAUAAUUAUUCCUGACAAACUUUACAUUAAAGCCGGGAAUUUAAGUGUUGUUGAGGGUAAAAAUUCAAUAAUUGAACCCUCUAAUUUUCAUGUUAUUACGACAUACUACUCUGGUAAGCUCACGGACUACCGUAUUGUUGAUAAACCAAAGCAUGGCUUGAUAAUGGACUCGGUUAAGCAAAAUCAGGUUAAAAAAUUUUCCCAAAAACAUUUGGAUGCGGGAAUUAUUUAUUACAAGCACAAUGGAGACGAAAGUUAUACAGAUUAUUUUCAAGUUACAAUAACUGCUGGUGACAAAACAAGUCAACCUGUUGAUGUUUGGGUUAAUAUACAACCCGUCAAUGAUCAAAUUCCGGUUUUAUUAAAUCAAUCUGUAAUAAAAUUAUGGCAAGGCGGGAGCAGUAUUAUUACCAGCAAUAAUCUUUCAGCCUUUGAUAAUGAUACCCAGCCAUCUGAUAUCGUUUAUAAUGUUACGAGAACGAAAAAUGUUUAUUUAUCAUUGGUUAAUUUAUCGAACGUUGAUAUUUACAAUUUCACGCAGAAGCAAAUUAAUCAAUCGGAGGUAUUAAUAACCCAUACUAACGGCACAGAUGGAUACUUUAGUUUUACAUUGUUUGACGGUUUACACACAACACAACAGUACAAUAUUACUGUAGAGACAAUGCCAGUUAAAUUGAGUAUUUAUAGAAAUGAUGGGCUCAAUAUUUUUCCCCUAACGAGAAAACCAAUCACGGAUAAACUACUGCUGGUAAUGUGUACUGAUAAACAACGUGAAAUAAAAUACAUUGUACGCCGUGGUCCGCAUCUGGGAAAAAUAAUAAUGGAGACAAAUGAGGGGACCUGGCAAGAAGUUGACAGAUUUACACAGCAAGAUUUAAAUAAUAGCAAAGUAACCUAUGAGCACACUAAACAAUUUAUGGAUUUAUCGACCAAUGAUUCAUUUAUUUUUGAUGUGGAAACACCUUUCGCUGAAAUUAUCAAGAAUCAGAUAUUUCAAAUAGAUGUUUCCGUAUCAAGUGGAGGUUUAGGUCGCUAUAUUACUAUAAAUCCGGUUCACGUUGAGGAGGGAGGUACAGCAUCAGUAUCGAUGAAUAUAACCGGGAUUAUUAAAUACCUACGGACGAAAACCGGGAUAGAAAAUCCAGUGGUAUUGUCGCACUUAACAAAUCAGCCGACAUAUGGACACGUAAUGUUGCUACCAGAUUUAAAUAUUACAACAUUUACUCAGCCUCAGAUAGAGGAUGGAAGAGUGGCCUACUAUCACGAUCAUUCAGACAGUACCGAAGACAACAUAAACUUCUCGGUGUAUCUUACACCAGGACACGUAAUGCUGUGCAACGCAACUAUUCCCGUGAUUAUCUCACCGGUAAAUGACCAACCAUUCAAGCUGGUAACAAAGAACCCAUUUAUCACAGUUGUGCAGAAUCAAACCCAGACAAUAGACCGUGAAAGUCUGCUGACUACAGAUGCAGAUACACCGCCGGAAGAACUGGUAUACGAUGUAAUAUCAGCGCCAACUGCGGGACGUCUUUUGCUGUUUACCUUUGAGCAAAAUUCAUCAGAAGUACGGCAAGUUAACAAAUUCACUCAACAGGACGUUGACUCAAACAGACUAGUUUACGAGCACAAUGGCUCUUCCCAACCAGUAGUAUUUUAUUUUCGGGUAUCUGAUGGCCGAUUUACGCCCGUUUACACAUUAUUCAAUGUUCAUGUCCUACCAAUAAAAUUAAAUAUCACAACGCCCAAUCCCGUGACGCUGCAGCAGGGGUUCAACAUGGGGAUCGUUACCGAAGAAAAUAUCAGACUGGACACAAAUGCCCGUCAUGAACACGUAACAUAUGAAAUAACGAGCCCACCUCGACACGGCACUCUAUAUGUCAGAGAUAUUGCUGCGAUAAAAUUUAAACAUCCGGAUUUAUUAUCAAAGAGCGUAGUAUUUGUGCAAACAGAUAUGACCGCAUCUAACGACAGUUUUAUACUUUCAGCUCGAUUAAGUGAUUACGAGGUAUGGGGUAUUCAAGUAACCAUAAAAGUUGUACCGUUGAUGAUAAUACGACCUAUGCUGGCGUUUGCCGGUGAUAAAAAUCAGAUAACGUUGAAAUCAAUGGACGCAACCCCAUUAGCUGAGGCGACUAAUGGAAAUCCAAUUUACCGCAUAACUGGUAAAUCACAAAAUUGCAAACUAAAGCGUAUUAUAAGAAAUUCUGGUGACAAACGCACCACCAGAGAACGUGAAAUAUCAAGAUUUUCUCAUCGUGAUAUCAUACUCGGUGUAAUUUAUGUUGUAUGCCGCAGAAAACACACUACAGACACUGGAAGUGGUAAUGCCUCUGGAGGAUUUCGUGAUAGCUUCAAUUUUACUCUCACUGCCUCGACAUAUCAGCCAGCAGAUGGUGUGCUGGAGUUGAAGAUUAAAUCGGAUCCUGAGGUGUCUAAUAACACACUUGGAGGACCGAUGGACCCGGUGGGACACGAAGGUGAAAUGGCACUUGCUCCCAAUAUUAAUCACGACUAUAUUCUCAUUCUCGGAAUGCUAUUAGGUGUAUUUGUCCUCGGAAUACUGACCAUUAUUUUGAUACGUUGUCGACAUAAAAGGUACAAAGGUAAUCAAGAGAAUAAAACAAAUGAACCAACUCCCACUGUCGGGGUUAUACCUUUACCUCGACCCCCUGAUCAUCUGAUGCCUGUUACUCCGCAUUUAAAGCGAUAUGAUCAUGAUCACAUGGACAUCACGUCGAGUACGCCUCUUCCUUCUUUGCAUUCAUCCAUCACCUCAUCCCUGCCCCAGUGCAAAGUUAUUCCUUUGAAUCCGCUGGACAGCAUCGCCGGUUCAGAUGCUGAUAUUUCCGCGCGGUAUCCUUACGGAGUCGCGGAUGCUGAUGAAUGGAGCAGCUUCGAUACCUCAGAGUUGCCUCCUUUGCCUACGACUACCCGCAGAACGGCUCCCUUGCUCAGGAGAAAUCAGUACUGGGUCUAGCAUUCGGCCCCAUCGGGUCACUCCGAUGUUUCUACCAUCCCAGAGCACGAACCCGGAUAACCAAAUUACCCGGGUACGUAACUAUUAUUUUAAUAAAUAAUAAUAA
Cotesia glomerata is the source of this 8903-nucleotide messenger RNA. It is a transcript of the gene kon, whose product is annotated as chondroitin sulfate proteoglycan 4. The record is from RefSeq and is a predicted model, not a curated record. Bases 1631 to 8797 code for a protein of 2388 amino acids. The transcript is spliced from 11 exons. Lineage: Eukaryota; Metazoa; Arthropoda; Insecta; Hymenoptera; Braconidae.